UCUCUUCCAUUAGUGGGAGUAUUCAAAUGUUGGGGAAAGGUAGUAAGAUGCUCAAAGUGAUUUGUACAUCAACUGGUGGUAGACCACUGACAAUGUCUAUCACUGGACCAUCUGGUUAUGUGGAGAACAUGACUAAAUUGUUAACGUCAGUGACAUUAAGGGAGUGGGUAAGGACAAUUUUUCAGCUGAAGUGAACUGGAAAAAAGGAACUCAUGGAGAUAUGUAUGUGUGUUUUGCAUCUAACGGAGUGUCUAAUGUUUCAGAUGUUGUUUCAUUGAAAGUUGCUGGGAGUCCAACUCUACUGUUAGUAGUACAGACAUCAGCUACAUCAGUGAUAGUGGAGUGGAGUCAGCCAUCAGGAGGAGCCACAGUGACUGGAUAUGUAGUACACUACAGUCAUGGAGAGAGUAACAUGACUGAGAGAGUACCUGCAUCCUUCACUAGUCACAGUAUCACAAACCUAACUAGAUGUUCUAACUACACAUUCACAGUUGAAGCUACUUCAGAGCACAUCUCUGGAAUAUCAAGAACAUUUGCACUUUCAGGUGAAUGCAUGGUUUUGCUAAUACUUUUAUGUAAUUUUCUGUUGACAGGUACAUCAGACCUAUCAGUGAAUGUCACAGCUGAAGCAGUGAGUUCAACAGUCAUCUCAGUCCAAUGGGACCACCUGAGAGCCUGCGGUCCAGUCAGUCAUCUGUCUGUUAAAUUCUCAGUGAAGUACACUGCAGUGUUCAGUGCUGUCUCUGAACGUAUAAACCAAACUGGAGAAUUAAUUGUAACAUCAACUGAGGCAAUGCUGACGUGACUCACUCCAUACACCAAAUACUCCAUUACAGUAGCUGUAGUGAAUGAGAUGGGAAACAUGGGACCAUACAGUUACCCCACCACUAACAGAACUUUGGAAGAUGGUAGCUAAUGUCUAACAUACUAUUAUCAGUGCCUUUCUUAUAGUACUGUUUUAGUUCCUGGUCCAGUAGGUGCAGUCAAGGCAUCUCCAUCCCUGUCUCAAGUAACCCUGACAUGGGAGCCACCACUGAUGCCUAAUGGAAUAAUCAUAGCAUAUGAGGUUUCCUACAGACAAACAGCUUCCUCAGAGCCUGAGACUAGAGUGAACUCCUCUGCUCUGGCCACUAAUUUCACCACAGAGAGCAACCUUGAGGAGGCCACUGAAUUCAUCUUCUCUGUGAGAGCCUACACCAGAGUGGGACCUGGAAAUGCCUCCUAUCUUACUGUGGCUACAUUAGGUGCUGAGUCAAUUCCAACUUUAAUCAAGACUGCUGCUAUACUUGGAAUGCGCAAGUGGUGCAGCAUUAAUUGGAAUCAUUAUAUUUGGAAUUUGUAUUGCCUGGGCUAGCGAACAUCUUUCGUGCAAUGUUUUUGGAUAAUCCCUUUUAGAUCACAUCACAGAGCCAAGCCAAGAACAACCCCCCAUAGUCUGCAU
This is a messenger RNA of Geodia barretti, 1441 nucleotides long. Lineage: Eukaryota; Metazoa; Porifera; Demospongiae; Tetractinellida; Geodiidae. The record is from the annotation of a GenBank genome assembly.